Messenger RNA from Momordica charantia (bitter melon), 3040 nucleotides. RefSeq names its product Tetratricopeptide repeat (TPR)-like superfamily protein. Lineage: Eukaryota; Viridiplantae; Streptophyta; Magnoliopsida; Cucurbitales; Cucurbitaceae. The record is from RefSeq and is a predicted model, not a curated record. Gene Ontology annotation, molecular function: protein binding.
GAGACUUGACGUCAUCUUAAACCCACACGAGGUUUUUCGCAGGAACAUCCAGCACCGCCCAUGGUGGAGCUCCCGUCGGCGAAUCGAUUUCUCCAACCAUCGGUGACGAAGAUCAGAGAAACUCCUGCUGGCCGGCCGUCUGAGUAUCGCGAAAUGCUCAAUUUCUAUCUUUCUUCUUGCAUCAGUCGAGAAUUUAGAAAGGGAACUUACAUAUAUUGGAAAAUUUUCGAUUGCGAUUCAGUUUUUGCCGGCGAACUCGUCUGAAGUUCCUCAGGGCCACCUCUCAAGUGUCAAUGCCUCUCACCUACCCGAGAUAACUCGAAGUUCAAGCCAGGUGAAUAACCCUUACUUUGCUUGGCACUGCUUCUUUGUUCGAAUUUGAGAUUGUGGAGAUGUGAAUUAGAAUAACGAGAGGACGAAAAAGAGGGUCACAUGAAUUGAGUAGAGCAUCUAUAGCCGUAGCCAUUGUUUUUCAUUUUGUAUACAUUGGAUAAAUCUUUAUGGUUCAUCAAGCUACAAGUAAUGGAAGUGCUUUCCUGAGAAAAUUCCAGUGGUAGCAAAUCAUAUUGAUUUAAGGGCUUAUGUUGUGGUCCAUUCCAUGCAUUAUUCUAAUAGUUUCUCUUUACUUCUGAGUAAUUAUGUGGUUAUCUCUGCCAUCCGGAAAAAGAUUUAUCAUAAUAUUUCAAUUAAAGCUUUGCAUUCCUUACGGCAAUAUAAACAAGAGAAACCCAUCAAAUUAUUCAGUAGAAAAUUGAGGAAAGGAGCUAAGGUAGUUGAGAAGGAAGAAGUUGAUCCAAAGCUUUACACGAGAGACACAGUUAGGAAUAUAUAUAACAUUCUGAGAAAUUUCUCUUGGAGUUCUGCUCAAGAACACCUAGAGAGGCUCCCUAUGAGAUGGGAUUCUUAUCUCAUCAACCAGGUUAUGAAAACUCAUCCACCAUUGGAGAAGGCAUGGCUGUUCUUCAAUUGGGCCUGUAGGCUGCGCACCUUCAAGCAUGACCAGUAUACUUACACGACGAUGCUGGAUAUUUUUGGAGAAGCUGGGAGGAUUUCUUCCAUGAAUUAUAUAUUUCAACAGAUGAAGGAGAAGGGGAUAAAGAUAGAUGCAGUUACUUAUACUUCAUUAAUGCACUGGCGUUCGAAGUCAGGGGAUGUUGAUGGGGCUAUAAAGGUCUGGAAAGAAAUGAAAACCAAUGGAUGCUAUCCAACAGUAGUUUCAUAUACUGCUUAUAUAAAAAUUUUGUUGGAUAAUGACCAAGUUAAGGAGGCCACUGAUACAUACAAGGAGAUGCUUCAAUCGGGGCUUUCUCCAAACUGCUGUACUUACACUGUCUUAAUGGAAUACCUCAUUGGAGCUGGUAAAUGCAAAGAAGCCCUUGAUAUUUUCCACAAGAUGCAAGAUGCUGGCGUAUAUCCUGAUAAAGCUGCUUGCAAUAUAUUGAUUCUGAAAUGCUGUAGAUCGGGGGAGAUGCUGGUAAUGACACCAAUCCUUGAGUACAUGAAAGAAAACCGCUUUGUCCUUCGAUACCCUGUGUUUGUUGAAGCACAUCAAACUUUAAAAAGUUGCUCUGUUAGUGAGACCCUACUCAGGCAAGUUAAUCCUCAUAUUGAAACUGAAUCAGUCAGUAAGGAUGAGGUUAUCCAUGUCAUUACAAGUUCUACUAUUAUUCCUUCCAAUGUAGAUCAUGAGCUUAUGGAAAUUCUGUUGAAGAAGGAAAAACUUAUUGCUGUUGACUACCUACUCACUGGGAUGGUAGAUAAGAACAUUCAAUUGGAUUCUGCAAUUAUCUCAACCAUCAUAGAGGUAAAUUGCAAACAUAAUAGGCCCGAUGGGGCUCUGUUGGUUUUCGACCACUGUUUAAAAAGCGGAGUUAACAUGAAGAGAAAUCUUUAUCUUGGCUUGAUAGGGGUUCUGAUCCGGUCAAGUAUAUAUUCAAAGUUGCUGGAAAUUGUUCUGGAAAUGUAUAGGCAAGGGCAUUGUCUUGGACUGUAUCAUGCCACGCUUAUACUUUAUAGACUUGGCAAAGCUGGAAAACCCCAAUAUGCUGUGAAAAUUUUUAAUGUGUUGCCUGAAGAAUUGAAGUGCACUGCAACUUACACUGCUCUGGUCGGUGCUUAUUUCUCUGCUGGAAGUUCUGGUAAAGGGCUUAAAAUUUACGAAACCAUGCGAAAGAAAGGGUUUUCACCGUCUUUGGGCACAUAUAAUGUGCUGUUAACUGGUCUUGAGAAGAGUGGUAGAGUCGUUGAAUUAGAAAUUUACAGAAGGGAGAAGAAGAGUUUCGAGAUUGGUUAUAAUUCUCAUCAUCAUAUAAUACUGGAGGAAGAUAGGAUUUGUGAUCUUCUUUAUGGAGAAAUGAUAUCUUGACUUGUCAAUAAAGAUAUUUUCUGCCUUGAUUCUGGUUGCGGGAUGCUCACUCACUCGUGCUUGUGGCUGCUUACCAACUCAUGCUUGUGACUUUUGCUUUUUCUGAACAUAGAGGAGAGAGAAGGAGAAAGAACCAAAAGUGAAAGAAUCAUCAUAUAAGAGGAAAAUUUUCUCAGUAAUCUCAACUAUAAUUCAGAGGAUGAAAUAUAUAAAGACUACCUGAUGUUGCUUCCCAAUUUGUCAAGGCUGUCUAGAGAAGGGCAUUUCUGACAAGUUUGGCUUUAAGGUUAGAAAGUUUCUUACACACCUAUUGCUUCAUAUAAUUAGAUGAUAAUGCAAAAGAAUUAAACCUCACAUAGUCAGCUAACUUAACCUAGAUGAAAAUUUUAGUUCAUUUCGAACCAUUCAAGGAGAAAGAAAAAGGGUAUUUCAAGACACGUGAAAAUUUUGGUAGAAGAAAUUUGUACCAUAUUACUUGAUGUGAUGGCCUAGUUGACAAAUUUGUAGCUUUUGAAAUCUUUAAAUUACCACGCAACAAAGUGGACCUUAAAUAUGAAGGAAUGGUGAAUAACAAAUAGGUUAGAUUAUAAAUUUGGUUCGUACGGAUUGAGCAUAAUUUCAAUGUGAUCUUCAUGAUUUUGAAAGCUUCAAUUUAGUUCAUAUGAUUUGAGUCUA